CCUCAACAGGCGGGUCCCAUGCAAUCCGCGCAUGCGCCUGUCGGAGAGCCGCGAGUGGCCGCCAAAGACGAAGCGCGACGUGGCGCGGGAGGUCACGUGGGGGUCGUGCUCAAGCCCCGCCCCCCGGGUAGAUCGCGACCGAGGCGAUGGCGGUCAGCACUAAGUCCUCGCUUGUGCUCUCAUCCCUCCUCACCCUCCUGCUCUUUGCCGGGAUGCAGAUGUAUAGUCGGCAGCUGGCUUCUUCUGAGUGGCUGACCAUAUUGGGUGGAUUCCUGGGGUCGGUCCUCUUCAUCUUCUCCCUGACUGCCUUCAACAACUUGGAGAGUGUGGUGUUUGGCAAAGGAUUCCAGGCAAAGAUAUUCCCUGAAAUCACGCUGUGCCUGCUGCUGUCCCUGUUCGCCUCCGCACUGAUCCACAGAGUCUGCGUCACCACCUGCUUCAUCUUUUCCAUGUUGGGUCUGUACUACCUGAAUCGGCUAUCGGCGGCCCUCUACCAGGUGGCCCCCCCACCCCCAGUCAUCCCCAAAGCACCCAAGAAGAAGAAGAACUGAGCCUGGUGCUGGGGAGUGGGAGCAGGGUGGGGGAGGGAAGGGGGCGCAGGAACACAUCGUUCCUUCCAAGACCCUGGUUGGUCCCCGCUGUUACUGUCCUUGCUGGAAUAAAGAACGGUUUAAUUUGUC
Molecule: messenger RNA, 680 nt
Organism: Hypanus sabinus (Atlantic stingray)
Lineage: Eukaryota; Metazoa; Chordata; Chondrichthyes; Myliobatiformes; Dasyatidae
Gene: krtcap2
Product: keratinocyte associated protein 2
Exons: 5
Coding region: 147-551 (134 amino acids)
Source: RefSeq, a predicted model, not a curated record